This is a messenger RNA of Phycomyces blakesleeanus NRRL 1555(-), 831 nucleotides long. RefSeq lists its product as hypothetical. NCBI's taxonomy places the organism in Eukaryota, Fungi, Mucoromycota, Mucoromycetes, Mucorales, Phycomycetaceae. The coding region runs from base 1 to 831 and encodes 276 amino acids. The transcript has 5 exons. Gene Ontology annotation, cellular component: membrane. The record is from RefSeq and is a predicted model, not a curated record.
AUGGCAAAAAGAACAAACAACUAUGAGGACCAACGUCUUCAGGAAUCAAAUUCAAAAAUCAUUCGCUGGUUUGGUUUUGAUCAAUUUGUUCCUGAACAGGCAGUGACUUCAUAUUGGGUCUCUUCAAAGACAUUCUUGUUGAUUCGCGUUCCAAUUCUUCUCUACACAACCAUAGUUAUAUGGACUGAUCUUGGUGUAAGCGCAGCAGAGGGCGGUGGCUCUCGAUUUUUUGGAUAUUUUACCACCCUAACAUUUGUUGGUCUUCAUGCUUAUAUCGUGACAUCAGUAGUGCAUCAUGUUCGUUACUUGAUGCAAUCUCCUCAUCGCCCAUCUUCUUUCCUUGAUCAACCAGCCUGGAUAAAUUAUCUAUAUGUCUGGCUAUAUCACACUGUUGUUACAUUCAACAUCGUCACACCCGUUGUCUAUUGGAGUCUUUUGGCAGGCACUAUGCUUGAAGAUGGAGCAACACCUCUCAAUUGGUGGCUGACUGGCUCUGUUCAUGCUGUAUCGUUCUUCCUGAUGAUGACUGAUAUGAUUUUUGGCCGUGUGAAGUUCUUUAUUAGACAAGUAAUAACUGUACUUUGCACUGUAAUUCUUUACAUGUUCUUGUCAUUCAUUAUUCAUGCAAGUACUGGUUGGUGGGUAUAUCCUUUCCUUGAUUGGUCCAACGGCCGAUUUACUGCCUUGUGGUAUUUUGCAGUAGCAAUCGGAAUAGUCGUCAUCUUCUUUAUCCAGUUCUUCUUUCACUGGCUCCGGGAUCGUAUCGCACUCGGUAAACCUCGGUCUUCCACCUUAGAUUCAGAAGCUAAUGAUAUACAGGAAAAAGAUUAG